UCUCUUUCUCUCGCGGCACUCCGUUCUUCACCUCUGCCUCGCACCUCAGACCGCCGGCACACGAUGGAGUACGUGCCGCUCUCCUCGCUGCCCGUGCCCUCGGCACCUCGCCCGCGCGCCUCUCGUUCCGCAGACGCCACGUAUUUCCGGCGCUUCACGCAGAGCACCUUCGUGCGCGAGUAUGCGCCGGUGCACAGCAUCGCCUUUGUGCCCGCUUCCUCCUCCUCUUCCUCCGACGGAGCAAGCACCUCGACGGCAAGCACGCAUCGUCUCGCCGUCUCCGCCGGCGCGCGCGUGCAGAUCUACAAUGCAAAGAGCCGAAAGGUCGUCAAGACGAUCAGCCGCUUUGGAGAUGUGGCGCGAGGCGCGGGGUGGCGAAACGACGGACGCUUACUCGUGGCGGGCGAUGACUCGGGCACGGUGCAGGUGUUCGACAUUAGUUCACGCGCCAUUCUGCGCACGCUCAAGGGCCACAAGCUGCCAGUGCACAUCUCUCGCUUCUCCUCCGACCCUUCUCAGAUCCUCACUGCCUCCGACGACACGACGCUCCGUCUGUGGGACCUGCCCACCGAGACUUCCCUCUCCGUCUAUUCCGGGCACGGCGACUACGUCCGUUCCGCCCUCGUCUCUCCCGACAAUGCCUCGCUAGUGCUUUCUGGCUCGUACGACGGCACGGUGCGUCUGUGGGACACGCGUCUCGACACGAGAGAGGCAAACGUGAUGACGAUGCGGCAUGGCGCACCCGUCGAGGAUGCGCUGAUCUACCCGACUGGCGGGGGAGGUAUUGCGGUCUCCGCAGGAGGUCCGACGCUGCGAGUGUGGGAUCUCAUGAUGGGCGGUCGCUGUCUGCGCGCCACAUCCAACCACGCAAAGACGAUCACUUCGCUCGCCAUCUCCACGUCGGACGCCGAAGGCAGCGGCGGCCACGCGCUGCGCCUGCUGAGCGCCGGCCUGGACGGCCUUGUGAAGGUGUACGAUCCGGCGCGAGACUACGUCGUGACGCAUACGAUGCGCUAUCCGUCUCCUCUGCUCUCCAUCGCCCUCUCGGCAGACGAACAGCACAUUGCCACCGGCGGCGCCGACGGCACGCUCUGCAUUCGCACGCGUGCGCUGCGCGCCAACGAGGCGGCCGCACGCGCCGAGGCAACCAAGGCAAAGGAACAGGGCACGCAGCAACUCUUCAUGGCUGCCGCCUCUGCCGACUCCGGCGGCGCAGCAGCGACGCUUCAAGAAGCGGCAACCGUGCGCACGAAACGGCUGUCACCCUUCGACUCGGCGCUCAAAUCCUUCCGCUACGCCGAUGCCUUGGACGCGGCACUGCGCGCGGGCACGAACAAGCAUGCGACAUUUGCGCUGCUGACGGAGCUGUCGAGACGCAGCUCGGCAGACGGCAAGGAGGAUGCCUUGCGCCGAGCGGUGGCAGGCCGAGAUGAGGGCGCCUUGGAGCCGUUGCUGCGCUUCUUGCUGCGCCACGCGGGCAAUCCGGAGCACAACGCCGUCGUGUGCAAAGUCGCAGACGUGGUCAUUGACACGUACGCCUCGAUCCUGGGCCAGUCGCCCUUGAUCGACGAUCUCUUUGGCCGCCUUUGGGCCAAGGUCACCGACGAGGUGCGCCUGCAUCGCGAGGUGGAGAAAGUGCGAGGCGCGCUCGAGAUGCUGGUGGUGCGCGGCACGGGCGUUUGAAAACCAAGGAAGCGAGGGGGGGGGGGGCUCAAGGCAGCCCUACUGCGGGAG
This is a messenger RNA of Tilletiopsis washingtonensis, 1734 nucleotides long. RefSeq names its product WD40 repeat-like protein. Lineage: Eukaryota; Fungi; Basidiomycota; Exobasidiomycetes; Entylomatales. The transcript is spliced from 4 exons. The record is from RefSeq and is a predicted model, not a curated record. Gene Ontology annotation, molecular function: protein binding. Gene Ontology annotation, biological process: positive regulation of transcription by RNA polymerase I; rRNA processing. The coding region runs from base 64 to 1683 and encodes 539 amino acids. Gene Ontology annotation, cellular component: nucleolus.